Molecule: messenger RNA, 1759 nt
Organism: Labrus bergylta (ballan wrasse)
Lineage: Eukaryota; Metazoa; Chordata; Actinopteri; Labriformes; Labridae
Source: RefSeq, a predicted model, not a curated record
CGUUCGUCAUCUACAACUUCCUGAGUCUGUGUUACGAGUAUCUGGGAGGAGAGAGCGCCAUCAUGGCGGAGAUCCGAGGGAAACCCAUCGAGUCCAGCUGUGUGUACGGGACGUGCUGCCUGUGGGGGAAGACGUACUCCAUCGGCUUCCUCAGAUUCUGUAAACAGGCCACGCUGCAGUUCUGCGUGGUCAAACCUGUGAUGGCGGUCAUCACGGUCGUCCUUCAGGCCUUCGGGAAAUACAGAGACGGAGACUUCAACGUGGCGAGCGGUUACCUGUACGCCACCAUCAUCUACAACAUCUCCGUCAGCCUCUCGCUCUACGCUCUCUUCCUCUUCUACUUCGCCACUCGUGAGCUGCUCGUCCCGUACAACCCCGUGCUCAAGUUCUUCAUGGUCAAGUCCGUCAUCUUCCUCUCCUUCUGGCAGGGGAUGCUGCUGGCCAUCCUCGAGAAGUGCGGCGCCAUCCCUCAGAUCACCUCGGCCGACUUCUCAGUGGGCGAGGGAACGGUUGCUGCCGGUUACCAAAACUUCAUCAUCUGCAUCGAGAUGUUCUUUGCUGCUGUCGCUUUACGCCACGCCUUCACCUACAAGGUGUACAUGGACAAGAGACUGGACUCCUAUGGUUCUUUUCCGAUCUAUGGACAGUACGGCCGCUGCGCCCCCAUGAAGAGCAUCUCUAGCAGCCUGAAGGAGACCAUGAAUCCAGGAGACAUGGUCCAAGACGCCAUCCAUAACUUCUCCCCGGCCUAUCAGCAGUACACCCAGCAGUCCACUCUGGAGCGAGGAGGAGGACCGCCGCUGUCCCGCAGCCACAGCAACCUGAGCGCCCGGGGGGGCGACAACGAAAAGACCCUGCUGCUCAGCUCUGACGACGAGUUCUGAAACUCGCUCAGAGGCAUCAACGCCGCUUUCCUUUUUCUUAUUUUCAGAGUUUAGAGGCGGUCUGAUUCCCUGAGGACGCACAGAGAGACGCCUCCACAGUCAGGGGAGAAUUUAACCCUUUACAUGCUCUGUGAACUAAACGUUCACACACUGCGCCGUCCUUCAGGGAAUCAGACCCGAGAGAGAGAAACUAAAAGUGCCAUUUCCAUCAGAAACACGUUCAGAGCGUUCAGACCUUCAUCGUCCUCUUCACCUUCUGACUCCGCCUCUCAGUCAAACGUUGCCAAACGACGCCAACAGAAGCUGCUCUGGCGUCCACGACCCUCGCUGUCUUAACAGAUUUAUAGUCACAAAAAGCCUUUAUAUUGUUGGGCUCCAUUUUAAUAUAUAAGAAUGAAAUCACAUGUUUUUAUAUGUCGUAUGACCUCGAAGGUCAAACUCGUUCAAACAGUCGUUUGUUGAUCCAGAGAUGUUUUAAAUAUUCUGUGUUGGUUUUAAUAGUUUUAAAGAGACUGAAGGAGAGUGUUCUCCUGACACAGAUUACUGACGAAGCAACACUGUCCUGCAGAGCGUGGCGAGCCAGCUGUGGAGUGUAAUCCCAUAAUUAAAGGCGUCACAUGGAGCACAGACCGGCCUCAUCGUGAGUCAUGGUGGUCUUUACAGACGCACAGGGUCAUGUAGAGGCUUUAAAUGAGACCGCUGUCACAUCUGAGAAGAGAAUACACCGACCACUGGAGGCCGUCAUCAUCCCAGAAUUUACAACUUCACUUUGAUUCUAGUCGAACUUAAAGCAGCAGUCUGUAACUCUGACCCCUAGUGUUUAAAAUGGGUACUGCAGUCCAGAUUCUAAACAUCAUAUAGAGCUGUCUCCCCCC